GAGACGUGUGUGACCCACUGCGGAGAGAAGUUCCACAGUGAGGUGGCCAAGUUCCGCUUCCUGAAUGAGCUGAUCAAAGUGCUGUCCCCAAAGUACCUGGGGUCCUGGACCACGGACAAGGUGAAAGGGAGAGUCAUUGAAGUGCUGUUCAGCUGGACAGUCUGGUUCCCAGAGGACAUCAAGAUCCGCGACGCCUACCAGAUGCUGAGGAAGCAAGGGAUCAUAAAGCAAGACCCUAAGCUGCCAGCAGACAAGAUCCUGCCCCCGCCCUCUCCCUGGCCCAGGAGCUCCAUCUUCGAUGCCGACGAAGAAAAGUCGAAGCUCCUGACGAGGCUUCUGAAGAGCAGCCAUCCCGAGGACCUGCAGGCCGCGAACCGGCUGAUCAAGAGUCUGGUCAAGGAGGAGCAGGAGAGGUCGGAGAAGGCGUCCAGGAGAGCCAGCGCCGUGGAGGAGACGAGUCUCCAGGCCCUUCAGAACAUGCCCCGUGUGCUCCGCGACGUGGAGGCCCUGAGACAGGAGGCGUCCUUUCUGAGGGAGCAGAUGGUGCUCAUCAAGGAGGACAUCAGGAAGUUCGAACAGGACACAUCUCAGUCCAUGCAGGUGCUGGUGGACAUCGACCAGGUGAAGUCCCGGAUGCAGCUGGCCGCGCAGUCCCUCCAGGAGGCGGACAAGUGGAGCACGCUGAGCGCCGACAUCGAGGAGACGUUUAAGACGCAGGUAGGUUCCCUGUUUAGGGCUGUGGCAAAGUCCCUUUGGGUGAGGCAGCCGUCUGCUCAGCACUCUGACACCCUGACAUGGGGACAGCGUGCAGACCUGGGGAUAACAUGUUUUAUGUUGUUCUCCCUAGACCAAGCCAAAGUGUUUGUGAAGGUUUUUACCGAAAUUGACCGGAUGCCCCAGCUUCUUGCAUACUACUACAGAUGUCACAAGGCGCAGCUCUUAGCAGCCUGGCAGGAGCUGUGCCAGAGUGACCUGCCCCUGGACCAGCAGCUUGCUGGGCUCUACGACACCCUGCUCGGAGCUUGGCACACGCAGAUCCAGUGGGCCUCACAGGUCUUCAGAAACCCCCACGAGGUGGCGACGGUGCUGCUCAUCCAGACGCUGGGCGACUUGGCGCCUUCGCUGCCCGCCUGCCUGAGCGCCGGCGUGGAGCAGGCGGGGCCAGAGCUGGAGCUCUCUAGGCUGCUGGACUUCCAUGCCACCACCACCCACUUCGCCAAGGGGCUGGAGAUGGCACUGCUGUCCCACUCACACGAGCCCAGCCUGGUGAGAGUCGCGGAGCUGGUGGAUGCCGUGUACGGCCCGUACGCGCCUUACCAGCUCAAGUACGGCGACCUGGAAACGAGCAGCCUCCUCAUCCAGAUGAGCGCGGUGCCCCUGGAGCACGGGGAAGUCAUCGACUGCGUGCAGGAGCUCGGCCACUCGGCGAACAAGCUCUUCGGCCUGGCGUCGGCAGCUGUGGACAGAUGCGUCCGAUUCACCAACGGCCUGGGGACCUGCGGCCUGCUGAUGGCCCUUAAAUCCCUCUUUGCCAAGUACGUGUCUGACUUCAGCAGUGCGCUCCAGUCGGUACGGAAGAAGUGCAGGCUGGAUGGCGCUCCCCCCGACGCCCUUUUCCAGGAAGACUGGACGGCUUUUCAGAACUCCAUCAGGAUAAUAGCCACCUGUGGAGAGCUCUUGAGGCAGUGCGGGGACUUCGAGCAGCAGCUGGCAAACAGGAUCCUGUCCACAGCUGGGAAGUACCUGUCUGACUCCUACAGCCCCCGGAGCCUGACGGGGCUCCAGGACAGCGUCCUGACGGACAGGAAGGCCCCCAGCAGGAACCCCUGGCAGGAGCACAACUACCUGCAGAGGGGGAGCCCCGCCGAGUUCGCCAGCCUGAUGGAGAUCCUGCACUCCCUCAAGGAGAAGGGGUCCAGUAGCCAUGGCCUGCUGUCGGCGUCUCAGGCGGCCCUGAUGCGACUCAACCAGCAGGCCCACCAACUGGCUUUCGACUCAGUCUUCCUGCGCAUCAAGCAGCAGCUGCUACUGGUUCCCAAGAUGGAGAGCUGGAGCACCGCCGGCGUUGGAGAAAGCCUGGCCGAUGGCCUGCCGGCCUUCAGCCUCACCCCUCUCGAAUACAUCAGCAACAUCGGGCAGUACAUCAUGUCCCUCCCGCUGAACCUGGAGCCGUUUGUGACUCAGGAGGACUCUGCCUUAGAGCUGGCGCUGCACGCCGGGAAGCUGCCGUUCCCUCCGGAGCAGGGCGAUGAGCUGCCCGAGCUGGACAACAUGGCUGACAACUGGCUGGGCUCGAUCGCCAGAGCCACCAUGCAGACCUACUGCGACGUGAUCCUCCAAAUCCCCACGCUCACCCCGCACUCCACCAAGCAGCUGGCCACUGACAUCGACUACCUGAUCAACGUGAUGGACGCCCUGGGCCUGCAGCCCUCCCGCCCGCUCCAGAGUGUGGUCACGCUCCUGAAGGCCAAGCCCGAGGACUUCCGCCUCACCAGCAGAGGCCAGCCCCGGCGCCUCGCCGCCACGGUGGCCGCCAUGCGGGGCGUGGACUGCUGAGCCUGUGCUCCCCACCAGGCCAGGGCCGGGGUUCAGGGUCACCGCCACCCCAGAAUGGCCUUGCUCUAAACCUCUGCUCAGAUAGGGCGGAGCGGUUUCCACAGGGUCUGUUCAUUUGUAUGAUAGAAAAAGGCUGUGAAUUAGGGGUGUGUUCUCUGUUAGAAAGGAAUUUUCAGAUGACUCUUUAAAUGAUCCAAUCUUGGAAAUGGGAAUUAAUAAAUAUCUGAAGUGCAAAAAGGA
Molecule: messenger RNA, 2796 nt
Organism: Pteropus alecto (black flying fox)
Lineage: Eukaryota; Metazoa; Chordata; Mammalia; Chiroptera; Pteropodidae
Gene: COG7
Product: component of oligomeric golgi complex 7
Exons: 20
Coding region: 202-2556 (784 amino acids)
Biological process (GO): intracellular protein transport; retrograde vesicle-mediated transport, Golgi to endoplasmic reticulum; Golgi organization
Cellular component (GO): COG complex
Molecular function (GO): ubiquitin binding; phosphatidylinositol binding
Source: RefSeq, a predicted model, not a curated record